Microdochium trichocladiopsis is the source of this 854-nucleotide messenger RNA. RefSeq lists its product as uncharacterized. The record is from RefSeq and is a predicted model, not a curated record. NCBI's taxonomy places the organism in Eukaryota, Fungi, Ascomycota, Sordariomycetes, Xylariales, Microdochiaceae. The transcript has a single exon. Bases 223 to 747 code for a protein of 174 amino acids.
GGUGGUGGCAUUGCAGAGAAUGGGCCAAGAACUAUGUCUUGCAUCGGGUGCUUUUUGUUUUUGACAUGCAUGCAUGCUUGCAUGCUGGGAAGAUUUCGCGCCCCGAGCCUCACUCGGCUGUUGGGAGAUAUCUGGUGUACCCCUCGCCCCCCUUUCCCCCCCUUUUUCCCUUUUCUCACAUGCCGACAGAGCUCAGAGAAAGGUAUGUGAGAACGAGGACCGAUGCCCAGAUUGUCUGACUCUGUCCCGUUGUUAUCCCUUGACGAUGCCAAGUUUUUGGGCCCGGGUACGAAGCUGAUACAGAGAGACCGGCCGGGCGGGGGACAUUGUUCGGCCACCAUGUGCGCCUUUUUGCCACGUUUGUUCCACCUCAUCCAUCAUUGUUUCCAUUCUCCGGACUUGUCGAAAACAGCAGCGCCGUGUGUAACUAAAAACUUGAUGAUGUCCGCGGAGCAUCUUAUACACUGUCCCAACCGUCCCGUGACUCGGCGUAGCAGGGGGAUUUCCCGAGCAUUAUUAUCACCACCACCACCAAUCGCCAAUGUGGUUCCUUCUCUCGAUUUUUGUUCAUUUUUUUUACUGUCAUAUAAAUACAAAUGUCGUUUGCAGUUCCUCAAUACUCCUGCUGCAAAAAUGAGAAAACGUAGACAGGCAUCUGGCCAAUCUCCUUAUUUGGAGCCCGGCAAAAACCCAAGUUGCAUUCUCGACGACGCGCCCUUCCCCCCUUCGUUCCGAUAUCUCUCGUAGCAUCUCGGCUUGUUGUUAGUAGUACGGUAGAGGGUCCAGGUCGAGACCUUGGACGGAGAACUUGAACGAGUCGUUCCUGUUUUGUUUUUUCCCCGGGGGAUGUCAAG